AUGAUUCAACAAGAAGGUAAUCCAUAUGUUCGAGAUGAUACAAUGUUUAUUAAAGUUAUGGUUGGUUUUGCUGAAAUGCCAAAAACAGUGUUACCUUAUGCACUGAGUCUGAAUCCUGGAUUACCAACAAAUGUUCAACAAUACAUAAUUAAACAAGAAAUAGAAAGAACGGCUCAAACACAAACUUUACAGCAACACUUAGCAACAAAUCAAUAA
Rotaria sp. Silwood1 is the source of this 216-nucleotide messenger RNA. Lineage: Eukaryota; Metazoa; Rotifera; Eurotatoria; Philodinida; Philodinidae. The record is from the annotation of a GenBank genome assembly.